Nelumbo nucifera (sacred lotus) is the source of this 1985-nucleotide messenger RNA. It is a transcript of the gene SAT32, whose product is annotated as interferon-related developmental regulator family protein / IFRD protein family. The record is from RefSeq and is a predicted model, not a curated record. Lineage: Eukaryota; Viridiplantae; Streptophyta; Magnoliopsida; Proteales; Nelumbonaceae.
UAAUUUAUUCACAAAGAGGGCUGGAAGUUGGAAGUUGCCCUAAAGGCCAGAAAACCUACAUCUCUCGUCACGCUCGACUCUGAUUUCCCUUUUCUCUCACUUCAUCUUUGAAGAAAAAUUUCUUAAAAUCUCCGAUGGAUGCACCUUUCUCUGCUAAUAUAGACAUCGAUCCGUUUUCUUUCCUGCGAAUUCUGUUGUUCUUCAGUACUUUCUACCUAAGAGCUUAUUUUCUUCAUUGUGAUAUUCCUCAAUCUCAGCAACCUUGUUUCUAACACACGACGACGAUGGGUAAACGUAGUAGUCAACGUAAAACCGCAUUAUUGUUUGAAAGUGACGACGAUGACACUUUGAGUUCUUCGUCGACAACAACUUAUGACUCGCAGGCGCAGGAGUCUGAUAAACUGAGCGACUCAGGAUUGGAACAAUGUCUUGAUAAAUUGUCUGAAAAAAGGGGUUCCACUCGAGAAUCGGCUUUAUUGUUUAUUAUCGAUGCUUUUACCAAUAAGUUGCAGCAUCAAUUCGUUGAAAAGAACUGCAUUACUUUACUGCACCAGUGCCUCAAUUCCAUAAAAAAGGGGUCUAGCAAAGAGAUAUCCUUAGCUUGUCGUGUUAUUGGAUUGCUGGCUAUCACAGUUGGUUGUGGCAAUAGUGCAGCAGCACACGAAAUCUUGGAAGAUUCAAUUCCUCCCCUUUCUCAAGCUCUUAAAUCUGGAUCUGAUCCAUCGAAGAUAUCAUCUAUACUGGACUGUUUGGCUGUUAUCACUUUUGUUGGCGGAAAUGUUCCAGAGGAGAUUGAAAGAUCAAUGCAAAUUAUGUGGCAGUUUAUUUAUCCAAAGUCAGGUCCUAAUGUGAAUGCGUCCAAACCUACAGUGCCUGUAUUAACAACUGCAAUAUCUGCUUGGUCAUUUCUUCUUACAACCAUUAGUGGAUGGAGAGUUAAUUCAAAAAUCUGGCAAGAUUCAAUUGCUCAUUUUUCAGGUCUACUUGAUAAGGAUGAUCGGUCAAUUCGCAUUGCAUCUGGUGAAGCAAUAGCUCUUAUUUUUGAGAUUGGACAACUAGAGAAGUUCUCUAGUGAAGCUAAGGUUUCUAGUCAAAGUUCAGUUCACGAAGGGAAUAAUUCUCGGGAAGGAUGUGCAUAUAUACAAGGAUUGAGGGGUAAAAUCUUAAAUCAAGUGAGAAACCUUUCUGUGGAGGCAGGUGGUAAAGGUUUAGGCAAGAAAGAUCUCAACAGCCAGAGGAACUUGUUUAAGGAUAUCACUGAUUUUCUUGAGGAUGGCUACUGUCCAGAAACCUCAAUGAAGAUAGGAGGAGAUCUACUAAACACUUCAACAUGGUCUCAGUUGAUACAGUUGAACUUUCUGAAGCAUUUUUUGGGAGGUGGAUUUACCAAGCACAUGCUGGAAAAUGAAUUUCUCCAGGAUGUCUUUGAAUUCACUCCAAGGGGAAAACAUGUAGGAGCUGAACAUAUUAUGUCAAACAGUGAAAAGAGGUUGUACAAAUCCCCAAAUUCUAUCGUCAACAAGGCAAGAACCCAAUUAUUGAACAAGCAGCGAAUGAUAUCUCAGGGUAGGAACGUGGGGCACUUUGCUGUUGGUGUUGGAAUUGAGGAAUGAUUUAGAGUGAAACCAACAKUGGAUCUCAAUGGAAAGCUUUUUAUAUGAAAAUGUUAUUAGUUGAUUUUUGGUCCUUUUUUUACCUUUCACUCUGAGAGAACUUUGUAGUUGGAAGCAUUCAAACAACACAGAUUUGCUUAUUCUUUUUAUAUUAUCAUCGGAGAGAGUCAAUAAACAGAAGAUUGUUCUGUUAAUGGUCAAUGUGACUGGGAGUUGUAUCUGUGCCGACUGCCUCUUAUGUUACGACUUGUCAGUUGUGACAUCGAUAGUUGUCCUUCGUUAAACUAAUGAUCAAUUGGUUGGUUGGUCAACAUUUUAGGAGUUCACUAUUAGCGCCCCCAGCUUUGGUGUAAUCUAAUAUGGCUUUUGAAA